Ictidomys tridecemlineatus (thirteen-lined ground squirrel) is the source of this 3059-nucleotide messenger RNA. The record is from RefSeq and is a predicted model, not a curated record. Lineage: Eukaryota; Metazoa; Chordata; Mammalia; Rodentia; Sciuridae.
CGCCACCGUCUCUGUCCAUCCUUGGUACUGGCAAUGGCCUUCGUAUCGCCCGAUGCACUUGUGACUGAAUUGAACACAGAAUACUAAGAACUCACUUCCGUCCCCAUCCUAGCCGCGCCGGCGGUAAACACUUCGGCUCAUUAGGGCUCAUUGCUGCUCCUCUUUGACCGUCCGACUUUGGGAGCACCAUGGACCAAAGUGGGAUGGAGAUUCCUGUGACCCUCAUCAUUAAAGCACCGAAUCAGAAAUACAGUGACCAGACUAUUAGCUGCUUCUUGAACUGGACCGUGGGGAAACUAAAAACGCAUCUAUCUAACGUGUACCCUAGCAAACCAUUGACGAAGGAUCAGAGAUUGGUUUAUUCUGGCAGACUGCUUCCUGAUCAUCUGCAGCUGAAAGACAUUCUCAGAAAACAAGAUGAGUAUCAUAUGGUUCAUCUAGUUUGUACUUCUCGGACUCCUCCCAGUUCUCCAAAAUCCAGUACCAAUAGAGAAAGUCGGGAAGCGUUGGCAUCCAACAGCAAUUCUAGUUCAGAUCAUUCAGGAUCAACAACUCCAUCAUCCAGUCAAGAAACUUUGUCGUUAGCUGCCGCGUCUUCCUCUGAAGGAUUGAGGCAGCGUACCCUUCCACAAGCACAAACUGACCCAGCACAGUUUCCAUAUGUAAUGCAAGGAAACAUAGAUAACCAGUUUCCUGGGCAAGCUGUAGCACCUGCAAUCCCAGUGUAUCCUGCUUUCAGCCCACUGCAGAUGCUGUGGUGGCAACAGAUGUAUGCUCAUCAGUAUUAUAUGCAAUAUCAAGCUGCAGUUUCAGCUCAGGCCACAUCAACUGCUAACCCAGCCCAGCCUGCUGUAUCACAGCCUCUAAAUUUGCCACAUGUUCCUGGAGAAGAACCCCCACCACCCCCAAACCUUGUGGCCCAAGAAAAUCGACCCAUGAAUGAGAAUGUUCAAAUGAAUGCACAGGGAGGUCCAGUGCUAAAUGAAGAAGACUUCAAUCGUGACUGGCUAGACUGGAUGUACACAUUCUCACGUGCUGCCAUUCUCCUUAGCAUUGUUUACUUCUAUUCUUCUUUUAGUCGGUUUAUCAUGGUAAUGGGAGCCAUGCUACUGGUUUAUUUACACCAAGCUGGAUGGUUUCCUUUUAGGCAAGAAGGAGGUCAGCAACAGGCUCCCAACAACAUUGAUGUUAACAAUGAUGGGCAAAAUGCAAACAACUUAGAACUUGAAGAAAUGGAGCGCCUUAUGGAUGAUGGGUUUGAUGAUGAGAGUGGAGAAGAUGGAGGUGAAGAUGUCGGUGCAAUUCAAAGGCCUGGAUUAAUAGCUUCAGCUUGGUCUUUUAUCACCACCUUCUUUACGUCACUAAUACCAGAGGGGCCUCCCCAGGUUGCCAAUUAGACCUGAAAAACUGUGCCUGCAGCAAAGGAGGGUCUGACUUUAGGAAAGUGGUUUAAAUAACAGUGCAAUUUCAAAAAAAAAUUUAUAACUUUCUUUUGAUCAUCAUGUACAGAGGUGUUCUUUUCUUUAAGCUCCUCAUGCAUAUGAAUAUUUUAAGCACAAAUGGACUACUAAAUGUGUGAUUUUUUUUUUUUAAAGAUCCUAACAGAAUAUAGCAUAACAAUAUUGGUCUUCCAGGUUUUUUUUUUUUUUUUCAUUUCAAUUAUGUGUAGUGUAUCAAGACAGACUUACUUGGGCAUAUUAUUUCUUUAAAGAGCUGCUUCAACUAUAAAUGUCUAUAGCUAGUAGCCCAGCCCUUCAAUGUGUAAUUUGAAUAAAUAUAUCUAUUUUCUGUGAAUUAUCCUGAAAGUUUUAAACAGAAUGACCUCAUAGUUUUUAAUAAAGAAUAUUAUUUACCUAAAAUGUGCUAGUAGCAUCUUGCCCAGCCAUAAGCAAUAAACUUGUCAAUAAUCUUAAUUUUGACAUUUGAAUAAAUGAUGGAAACUUUCUAUUUUAAGGGCAUGUAUCCCAUCUGUUGGAAUUAGUACUUUAAAAAGAAAAAAAGGCAGCUCUUCAGUGGAAUUAACAGUGAUAUAAAAUGUUUGAUACAGGCAGUACUUUUAUAAAAAAAAUGCUAGAAAUUGCUCCCUGUAAUUUUUUAAAUAAAAAGUCAACUAUGAAUUAUGGUAAAUGGUCUUAUGGGAUAUUUGUUCAAACUUUCAGUAACUAACCUAUUUACUUGCACAAAUCUAUGUAAACUUCAGCUGUUGUUUAGAAGGGUUGCUGAAGUCUUUAAGGUCAUGUUUACCUUUUUUCCUGUCUGAUGGAUAUUUCCUAAUUCUUAGGUAAUCUGGAGCCUUUGCAAUUUAUUUAAAAAUCUCUGUAAAAGCCAAUGUAAUAUUUCAUAAGAAAGGAGCAAAGUUUUAUAAGAUAGCCAAUUAAAAUCAAACAUGUGGAUGGGAGAACUUAUGUCAUGUGAAAUGCAUUGUAAAAUUAUGAAGGUACUACUGGCAUAGGAAUGUAUAGUUAGGUAACAGAACAGAGUGGGAGAUUUAGAAAAUAUCUUUGAAUUAUUAUCUAAGUUGUUUACUUAUAAUGUUAAAGGUGACAUUUCAAGGGGUAACUGGUUUAUCUCUUGAAAAGUAAUUAGGUUUCUAUCUGUAUGUGUCAAUGAAGACAUCAUGACUCAGAAUCAAACCAUGGAAAUAUGAGUAGAAAAUAUAGGAAAAUAAAAUUGGGGUAAGAAACUAUCUUUAUAGCAGAAUUCCUAAAAGAAAAGAUUGCUGUAUAUGUAGUAUUUUAGCAUAUAUAAUUUAAAGGCAAAUAGGUGAAAAAAAGAUGGAAAUAUAAUAAAUGGAGUCUCCAGCCGGUAGAAAAAAAAAUUGAGGUCCAGUUUAAAAAAAAUAAAACACCCAAUUAAGAAGUGGGUGGUAAACACUGGGGUGGUGGGGGUGGAGCAAAGUACUAUAGUAUCUAGAAGUUACUAUCAACUUUGUAAGAUGAUACUUGGUAUUGAAGCUAUAGGGGAAUGUGAAGUAGCAAAAUUGUGUGCCAAAUCAUUCAUUGUCAUCCUGUUAUUCUUAGAAUAAAGAUAAAACUAACAUGAUUUACAAAAUCCUGAAA